Pyricularia pennisetigena is the source of this 2880-nucleotide messenger RNA. RefSeq lists its product as uncharacterized. The transcript is spliced from 2 exons. Gene Ontology annotation, cellular component: cytosol; cytoplasm. Lineage: Eukaryota; Fungi; Ascomycota; Sordariomycetes; Magnaporthales; Pyriculariaceae. The record is from RefSeq and is a predicted model, not a curated record. Gene Ontology annotation, biological process: ubiquitin-dependent endocytosis. Gene Ontology annotation, molecular function: protein-macromolecule adaptor activity; ubiquitin protein ligase binding. Bases 1 to 2880 code for a protein of 959 amino acids.
AUGUCUGUAGAAAGACCACGCGGCUACCGACGUAGUCCAACAGAGCCUUUCUGCAGGACGGCUCACGGUGCUAUAUAUUUCACACCCAGGGAACAGAGCGACCGGCGAUCGAUUGCAGCCGCGCCCGUCACUCUUCCCCCACCUCUGAUUGGGCCCAGGCCCCGACGGCCACAUUCGAUUCAUAUCGUCUCAUAUCCAGCAGGUUUCAUCCCGCGCGAACUGCGACCGAUUUCAGCGGAGGAGUUGGCACGGAGGGAACUUGCAGCUUCAGGCAGGUGGAAAGGCAGGAAGAGAAAGCAAAAGCAAAAAGGGAACGUCGAUAGGAAACGAGUCCAUUUUCAGUUGGAGGACGGUGCAGCAGCCAGACUUUUCCAAAAAGUACUCUCGGUAUUUUCGACACCAAAACCGCCGCCUCGCCCGCCAACACCGCCGAUUCUCCACAGUGAGGUCGUCCAACGCCCAGAAGAGGGCCGGGCGCGUAGACCGGUUGACUGGCUUGCAGACGGUCGACUGGGUCGGCGAUUUUCCAGGAUAGCUGACGGAUUUCAAGGGGACGAAUCUGUUGAUUUUAACAUGGUGGACCAAAUGGUACGGCCGCCGAUGAUGGAUUUGCGCCGCGGCGCGGGGUACGCCAACAACUCCAACAGGCAUAGCAUACUUUCGACGAGGUCCGCCAAGACCAUCAUGAGCUCGGCCGUUACCGAGGUUCCAAAGCCGGUGGCGUCCGCAAGUGGGCUUAGCUGUUCCAUUUUACUCGCCGAGCAGAACGUUUUUCUCUCUGGCUUCGAACACGAGGGCCACAACCGCGAAUCUUCAACGCCCGGUACUGCGCUCCUGCGGGGCAAACUCGUGCUGAACGUGAACAAGAACACAAAACUCAAGUCGAUAACGCUCAAAUUAGUCGGCAAGGCAAGGACUGAGUGGCCCGAAGGCAUUCCCCCGUUGAAAGUGGAUACUUUCGAGGAGCAGUCCCUCCGGACACAGGGGCUCACCUUUUUCCAUGCGAUGCACGACGGGUGGAGCACCGAGUUUGGCAAUCAGUGUGUCUAUACCAUGAGGACACCGACCAGUCAUCAAGGUCAUGGGCAUAUCCUGGAGCGUCUGUCUCCCCACGGGUCAAACACGUCAGUAAACACACUUGCAAGGCAUCGGCAAUCAACUAGUCUCACGCCCAAGGAAUUAAAGAGGUUGUCGCUGCAGUCGGUGCAGUCCAGGAGUUUUGGCAAAGGCGACUCGCCACUUGCCAACCAGACACAAUUGAAGGGCUACAAGGUGUUCACCCCGGGGACUUAUGAAUACUCAUUCGAGCUACCCAUCGACCACCACCAGCUUGAGACCAUCAAGCUUCAGUACGGCUCCGUCAAGUGGAACCUGGAGACUGUCAUCGAGAGAGCCGGCGCCUUCAGGGCGAACCUCAGCGGCUCCAAGGAGGUGAGCAUCGUUAGGGUUCCUGACCAACUGUCGCUUGAAAUGAGCGAGCCAAUCUCUAUAUCACGACAGUGGGAAGACCAGCUCCACUACGACAUCAUGAUUUCCGGCAAAUCGUUUCCCAUUGGCGGCAAAAUACCCAUCGCCUUCAAACUCACCCCUCUCGCAAAGGUGCAAGUUCACAAGAUUAAAGUGUUUGUAACCGAAUCGAUCGAGUACUGGACAAACGACAAACGUGUCACCAGGAAGGACCAGGGCAGGAAGAUCCUGCUGCUGGAGAAGACGGCGGGGAGGGCAAUUGACCCCCAAUACGCAAGCAGCGAUAUCAACGUUGUGCGUGGUGGCGAGUUGACGGACGAGGAACGCAUCUACGCAAGAGCGGCUGCUGAGCGGAGGAGAGCGAUGGACGCCGCUAGGGCUCACACGAUGCCUGAACCGCUGCCGGAAUCAACAGAGAACCUACUGGGCGAUCUCGACCUGGGCUUGGAGUCUUACUGGGCAGCGACGGAAAUGGAGAUGAACGUCCAGAUUCCGACUUGCGAGAUGAUGGCGAGAGAUCGAAGCAGGAGGUUGCAUCCCGACUGCAGCUGGAAGAAUGUUAAUGUCUUCCACUGGAUCAAGAUCGUCAUGCGCAUCUCUCGCGUCGACCCCGAAGAUCCGACAGGCAAACGCCGCCGUCACUUCGAGAUCAGCAUCGACUCACCCUUCACUGUGCUUAACUGCCGCGCCACCCAGGCCAACACGUCACUCCCGCAGUACUCGGGCUCGCAGCUAUCACAAUACUGCCAAGCCACAACCUGCGGCUGUCCAGACGCCGCUGUCAUAGCGACCGAGCCCAGCCCCGCCAGCUCAACGGGCACUUUACCUGUCGUCGAAGUCAACCCGGACUCGCCGACCGCGACGUCUUUGCCCGCCACUCCACCAGCCGCACACCUCGCAGCCGCAAGCCCAGGAAUCGGCCGCUCCGACAGCAGCGGCAGCGGCACCAGCAGCUUCCGGCCCGCCAGCUCCACGAUCGCCAACCCGCUCCAGCGCGUGCGCAACAACGAGCUCCCUACCGCACGGCCCAUGCACCUGAUGCGCGUGCCGUCCUUCAACCCACCUCCGUUCGACGCGGACCAGCCGCCACCCGCGCUCGAUGGUCUCAGCACGCCGCCGCCAAACUACGAUCUCAUCAUCGGCACGCCCAGCGUCGACGGCCUGGCCGACUAUUUUGCCCGCCUCGCCAACUACGAAGAUAGGGAGGCAGGACGGUCCGACAGCGAGGACGACGAGGACGAGGAGGAGGCGCACACGCCAGCGCGCUUGACAGAGCGCGGCGGCCGCGUCAACGUCGCCAACCCUCGCACCCCGGGUGGGAGAAACGUCCCCAGCAGGAGCUUCGAUAUCCAGCGUCCGGUCAUGAACCUCAGUAUGGACGGGGUUGUGGCCAGGGGGCAGCAGAGGGUUUAA